Messenger RNA from Cottoperca gobio, 3837 nucleotides. RefSeq names its product mucolipin TRP cation channel 1a (gene mcoln1a). The transcript is spliced from 14 exons. The record is from RefSeq and is a predicted model, not a curated record. Gene Ontology annotation, cellular component: plasma membrane; lysosomal membrane. The coding region runs from base 190 to 1950 and encodes 586 amino acids. Gene Ontology annotation, molecular function: NAADP-sensitive calcium-release channel activity. NCBI's taxonomy places the organism in Eukaryota, Metazoa, Chordata, Actinopteri, Perciformes, Bovichtidae.
UCACAUGACCCGCGAGAGAGGAAGAGAGUUGCAGACAACAGCAGAGGAGCUGCUCGGCCUGGCUGUUGUUUCAGGACAGCUGUUUGCGGCUGUGAGAGCUGUAAACAGUUAUUAGUACAGUGAACUGCCUACUCUGAGUCUUAGCUAUAUGAUUCACCUAUUUAUUGUUUUUUUUAAACGGAUAACUACAUGGCUGCGACAGGACUCCAGGACUCCUCAGAGCGAGAAGGCCUGUCCUCGGUGUCUCAGUACGGCUCCCCGGAGAGCAGCGGGGAGCAAGACCAUCAGAGUCACAAUCACAGCAACAACCAUAGCAACCACCUGUUUCCCCCGGCAAUGGCAGGUCAUUGGGUCGAUCAGGAAGAGGAAGCCAUUCGCAGGAAGUUGAAAUAUUUCUUCAUGAGCCCUUGUGAUAAAUACUACGCCAAGGGCCGCAAGCCUUACAAGCUGAUCCUGCAGCUGCUCAAGAUCAUUAUUGUCACAGCGCAGUUAGUGCUGUUCGGCCUCAGUAACCAGGUAGUGGUGACCUUCAAGGAGGAGAACACUAUGACCUUCAAGCACCUCUUGCUCAAAGACUACGACGAGUCCUCGGACGACUCCUUUGCUGUUUACACGCAGAACGACGUCUACGACCACAUCUUCUACACUGUGGAGCAGUAUCUGGCCUUACCUGAGACCACAGUGGGACGCUAUGCAUACGUGUACAAUGCUGGUGUGAACGGCAGUGCGCUCUCCCUCUGUCAACAGUUCUACAAGAAGGGAAGCAUCGACCCAGCCAAUGACACCUUCAGUAUAGACCCUCACAUCAUCACAGAGUGUGUAGGCGUGGACCCACUGGCUGCCCCUCCAGGUCCACUCACCAGCAGCUACAAGAACUUUACACUCAAGUUCCACAAGCUAAUUAACGUCACUAUAGAGUUCCAGUUGAAGGCGAUCAAUAUACAGACCAUCAUCAACAAUGAGAUCCCAGACUGCUACACUUUUUACAUAAAGAUAGUCCUGGACAACAGGGCUCACAGCGGCAAGGUGAAGAUCUGGUUAGAAAACCAGGCAUCAAUAAAGGAGUGUAAAGACCCGAGCGUCUCUGGACACGCUGAGAACUACACACGUGUAGCGUUUGAUGUCGCUGUUGCUCUGGUGUGCACGCUGUCGCUGCUGCUGUGUGGACGCUCCAUACUGCGAGGCAUCGUGCUGCAGCAGGAGUUUGUGCAGUUCUUCAAGGAGACUCUGGAUCGUAAAGUGUGCUGUGCAGACCGGCUGGAGUUCAUUAACGGAUGGUAUAUCCUCCUGAUCAUCAGCGACAUCCUCACCAUCACUGGCAGCAUCAUCAAAAUCGGCAUCGAGUCUAAGAAUAUGUCCUCAUACGACUUGUGCGGCAUCCUGUUGGGAACCUCCACACUCUUGGUGUGGGUCGGAGUAAUUCGCUACCUCACAUUCUUCCAGAAGUACAAUAUCCUGAUCGUGACACUUAGAGCAGCGUUCCCCAAUGUGAUUCGGUUCUGCUGCUGCGUGGCUGUCAUCUAUCUGGGAUACUGCUUCUGUGGCUGGAUCGUCCUGGGACCAUACCACGUCAAGUUCCGGUCUUUGUCCAUGGUGUCAGAGUGCCUGUUCUCCCUCAUUAACGGGGACGACAUGUUUGUGACAUUCGCGGAGAUGCAGGAGAGCAGCACUCUGGUGUGGCUGUUCAGCCAGGUUUACCUGUACAGCUUCAUCUCCCUCUUCAUCUACAUGGUGCUGUCGCUGUUUAUCGCUCUCAUCACAGGAGCCUACGAGACCAUCAAGCACCAAAUCCAAGAACCCAUCCACAUCACAGACCUGCAUGCCUUCAUAGCAGAGUGUACGGACGCACCAAACUCGGGGAAGUUCAGAGGUCUGGAGACCUCGCCGUGCUCCUUCUUCUGCUGCUGUGACAGAACGACGACAUAUGAGGAUAACCUGCUGGUGAACUGAAGUUGACCUCAGUGACCUCAGAAGGCUCACUAGCCUCCCCUGCAGACCACAGGGAGACACUGCACCCUCCUGACACCCUGUGUCUAUGUACCAACAUGCUGUGUAUCUGGGUCAUCCCCUCAUCACUCAUCUGAAGGAUGAGCUGCAGCUUUCUGUAGAAGGAAUGAGUGACAACAGUCUUCUUAUUGGACCUCCUGUCUUUUGUGUCCAUGAAGAAGACACUGAGGGCUGAUGCAGGACAGGACCUUUCCUCCGUAUGGACGGGCAUCAUGGAUGACUAAUGCACGGACAAUUGUCUGUUCUUUGUUGGUUUUUAAAAAGAAAACAGUAUCUUUUCUAAUAUAUUUAAUUAUGCACAAUUAACUGUGCCAUGAGGACUGAAGUAUUGCACACAUGGUGCUGACUGUUUUUAUUUGUUGUGUUUUUCCUUUUAUAGUGUUUCAAAAAAUGGUUGCCUCUUGAGGAUAGAUCACUUAUACAACAGCGUAUCCCUUUUCUUACAACCAACUACUCAAGUAGCAUAAUGUCCCUUACACUCUAAACACACUCUUUCCAAAAACUACUUGGCAGAAAAGACUAGAAUCAUGACCCAAUGGGACAUGUAAAUUCAUAGAGAAUCAGAAGGGCGCUCAGAGGCAAAGGCCUUUUCUAUAAGUGACAAAUAAAGCAUGUAUGCGCCCCGUGAUUUGGAUCUGCUCCAAAGGUAAAUGGGUUCUUCUUUGGCCCACGUGACACCCUUCCACCAAGUUUCAUGAAAAUCAGUCUUUCCGUAAUCCUGCUGAUAAACAGACAAGCCAACAAUGAGAGGUAAUGAGAGAAAUCCACCUUAUAGUAGUCGGGCUUCCAAAUUUCUUUCGUAUAACAGGACCACAAACGGACCCACAGUGUGAGGUUUCAGUUGUGGAAUUGAUUUGUUUUCUCUCCCGUGAGCCGCACCUUCAGUAUAAGGUUUCAAACACUUUCAUUAGCUGCGGUUCUACUGCACAAGCAUCACGUUGCAGUCAAAUGUGGAUACUAGUAUACUGGUCUAGUAGAUUUUUUGAUGUAUUGCAUUUAGUAAGGAUCGAUAUAAUGUCACUAAUGAAGCACUCAACAUUGCCUGUGGUUGGAAAGAUGUCCUCCUGGCCCAUGUGCAUGUUUCUUUAAUGAUGCCUCACUUCAUCCAUUAGAAGGUAGAAAUGUUAACAACUAUCUUCAUUUCUAUACAACAUUGAUGGCAAUCUACAAACUGUAACUGACGUGUUUUAUGACUUGAAUCGCCUGACAAAGUGGAGCAGGGUUAUGGGUAGAUAACAAGAAGGCAACUUAAUGACAGCAGAAACAUAUUUGUAGCUCCGUAAGGCCCUGUCAUACUGAAUCAUGCUUUUUUUUAGUCCGUUUGUUGUCUUCAUAAUUAUGUCUUGUCUAAAACUGUAGCCCAGUGACUUGAUCUUCAGUAGACGCUGGAAUUUCUAUUUCUUUGUACCGCAUAAAACGCACAAUAUCUAAAGGAGUCUCACAGUCUGGACUCCACAAGGUGUUUUUAGACUUUUAUGAAGAGAGAUGAUCUCUGGUCCACGCAGUAACAGGUUAACGGGGUGUAAAACGACUUUUUCAGUAAUCUCAUAAUCUGCCCAAUAAACCAGCAGAGUCAUAUUUGAGCUAAAUAUUUCCAGAUGGACUUUGGAUCUAGAUGGUAAACGUGUGCCUAAUGUAUCAAUUGCCUUCACUUUAAAUGAUAUGUCCUGCAUGUAUUUGUUGGAUGUUUUUAUACAAACGAUCUGCACUUGAACUGUACUAGAUGUAGACUGUACAAAGAUGAGCGGUUCAGAAGUCAUCUACUUGUUGUCAUAUAUAUAUUGCCAAACUACGGGAUCAUCUUUGAUAUUAAAACAUGAUUUUGUUUCA